AUGGCAUACAAGGAAGAAAGGAAAACAAGCAUGCACUUGGGACGCAUUCAACAAGGGAAAGAUGAGUCUUUACGAAGCUAUGUUAAACGCUUCAAUCUGGAAGCCGGACAGAUACCAGAUCUGCCCGAUGGCGUCUCCUUUGAUAAUUUUAUCAGAGGCUUGAAGAAGGGAUCAUUCAAGUUUGACUUAGUUAAGAAAAGUGUGAGAACGAUGGCAGAAGUCUUGGACGAGGCCGAAGCCUUUAUUCAUGCAACAGAGAUAUGCAGUGCGUCCAGAGAUGGGAAGGCUGGAGAGGCCACAGACUCCUCGGGGAAAAAAGAGAAGAUGGACAGGAAAGUCCCACGAGUUAAUGGUACUUGGGCUCUUUCGAAAGAGCAUGAUACCAAUUCUCCCGGACAAAAGAGAGGACGGCUGCAAGAGAGAGAAUAUUUUGAAUACAAUACAGACCUUCUCACAAUCCUAGUGGACGUAGGGACCAGGUUCGACCUUGAACGGCCCUUUCCAAUGAAGUCUCCUGCUGAGAGUCGAGAUCCUAAGCUGUAUUGCCAGUUCCACGAAGAUAUAGGUCAUGACACCAAGGAUUGCAGAAGCCUGAAGAAAGCCCUGGAUGGCCUAGCUUCCAAGGGGCACCUGAAGAACUAUCUCCAAAGAAGCACCCACAGCACGGGAAAAAACCAGUACAAGAAAAACAAGUCACCUGUCUCAGCCACAGAAGGAAAUCACAGCGAAGGGGGAUUUGUAGCCGUCAUAUCAGGAGGACCAGCUGCUGGAGGACCCACCAUGAGGGGACAUAAAGAUUAUGCCCACCGUCUAGGUCAAGUAAUGUUAUCAGGGAAGUCACCAGUGGAUCCAUUCCCUCGGAUAGAAAUAUGUGAAUCAGAUGGAGGACGUGUAGCCACUCCGCAUGACGACCCUCUUGUGGUCGAGAUCAAAAUCUCCAACAUGAGAGUAAAGCGCAUCCUGAUAGAUACAGGAAGUUCAUCUGAUAUAAUGAGCAUGAAGUGCCUAAGCCGUCUAGCUCACGACCCUAAGACCAUCGGGAGCAUCCACUACCCUAUCAUUGGCUUUGGAGGAAGCAUCAUACACCUGGUGGGCGUCAUCACCUUACCAGUAUGGAUAGGAGGACGUAAUGAUGGACGAAAGAUGGGUGUGGACUUCUUAAUCUUCAAAGAUUUGACGGCUUACAAUGUCAUUUUGGGACGUCCCACUCUGAACAAGAUAAAAGCAGUGGUCGUCACCCAUCUCAUGCUCAUGAAGUAUGUGUGUGACGAUGGAGCAAUCGGGACUAUACAUGGAGAUCAACAGCAAGCCAAAGACUGCUACCUCACAACUCUUAACCCCUCAGCAUGGAGGAAGGACCCGGCCAGGAUCAAAGGCAAUAGAAAGUAUGAAGAAGAGCCACCAACAGCUAGCGAGAGUAUCCCAGUUAAGAUGAAGAAAAGUGGCUAA
This is a messenger RNA of Spinacia oleracea (spinach), 1449 nucleotides long. RefSeq lists its product as uncharacterized. The transcript has a single exon. Lineage: Eukaryota; Viridiplantae; Streptophyta; Magnoliopsida; Caryophyllales; Amaranthaceae. The record is from RefSeq and is a predicted model, not a curated record. The coding region runs from base 1 to 1449 and encodes 482 amino acids.